AUGUUCGCUACUCUCGCCGUCUACGCCGUCGACAUUCGUGAUACCGGUGCCAACUACCGGAAUAGUGGUACGAGAACCCCCGUCCCGCCCGCGCCGCCCGGGAAUACAGAGACCACUGGCUCCGUAUCUUCGGCCCACACCCCAUACCCCAUGGCUCAGUGUGCACCCCGCGCACCCACAGGCCCACAGGCCCACAGGCCCACAGGACAAGCUGGGCGCGAUCGGGCGUCGGGCAGAACAGAAGGCGAGCAGUGCUACAUGCUUAUCACCCAGUGCCCGCAGCUUCUUGCGCCCUCGCCACGAUCCAAUGGGCAACGUCGGUCCACUGGUGCAGCCGGUGCAGCCGGCGCAGGUUGGUCAGCAAGUCCAGGUGACUUGGGCCCGUUGCCCGAUCAGGCUGAGGCGGCUGAGGUGGCUCAGGCGGCUGAGGCGUCUUGCGCCCUCGUCAUCUACAUUUCCAAGAGAAUUUCCAAGCACAACAGCGGACACAACGGAAUGGGGCACCGGGGGCGCACUCAUCCCUCACGACGAUCAUCACGGCUUACACUGAUACACUGGCCUGCAGCCUGCGCUCGGAUCAGGGGGGGGGUACGAGGGUACGAGGGUACGAGGGUACGAGGGUACGAGGGUACGAGGGUACGAGGGCAUGAACGCUCAGGCCAUGGCACAAUACCAGAUACCAGAUACCAGGAUAGGCAUCGACACAAGCCGGCAAAGACCGCGCCGCACCCGACUAAAGAUAGCUCAGACAGUCCGACAGUCCGACAGUUGGCAAAACAGCUUUGCCUGAUGGCGAGAGGAGAGGCGAUAGCGGAUCUCGGAGAUCCGGAGAGAGCUCAUGACUAUGCCGAGAUGCAGGAGCUCGACAUUCACAAGACUCGAGCCCAUCACUGCCUCCGCAGGUGGCAUGGACGGCCGCUCGCGCGCUCGGGUUUCGCUCACUCUCAUGCCCCCCGCCUCGAUCAGUACCGCGGCUCGCCGGCUCUCUGCUGGUAG
Trichosporon asahii var. asahii CBS 2479 is the source of this 996-nucleotide messenger RNA. RefSeq lists its product as uncharacterized. NCBI's taxonomy places the organism in Eukaryota, Fungi, Basidiomycota, Tremellomycetes, Trichosporonales, Trichosporonaceae. The coding region runs from base 1 to 996 and encodes 331 amino acids. The record is from RefSeq and is a predicted model, not a curated record. The transcript has 3 exons.